CGUUGGGUUUGCGUUUUAGUUCGAGUUCGGAGUUUCGGGGCACGCGACACAGAACGCCAGCAGCUGUCCUGAAGCAAGGACACACGAGAACCACACCACACAUUACAUCAGUCACCUUUCAACAUUCGUCCAGGGAACACCGUGCUCCACAAGGAACACACCCGCACAACCCACACAAGUUUUUCUCCCCCUCCCCACGAGAGAAAACCAUGGCUGCCUUGAGCUUCAGCCCAUCGCCACCGCCCAAGGAGAAUCCCAAGGAGAAUCCCAGUCCGGGACUAAAGGCCACCCUGAAGCCCUUUGGCAAGAUCACCGUGCACAAUGUUCUGAGCGAGAGUGGCGCCAAUGCCCUGCAACAGCAUAUAGCCAAUCAGAAUACCAUUAUUCGCAAGAUCCGCGACUUUGGUAUGCUGGGUGCGGUUCAGAGUGCGGUGGCAAGUACUACCAAUACCACACCGGUGCCCAGUCAGAGGAAGAGACCGCUGGGAGAGUCCCAGAAACAGAACCAGCAGAAUCAGCAGCCCAGCGGAGGAAAAGCUUCGGUGCCCGCCAAGAGGAGCAAAACCAGCAAGAAACUGGCCGUGGAAAAGCCCCCGAAAACACCAUCUAUAACUCAACCCAGUAAGAUCCAAACGGAACCCAGUUUGGGAACCCCGGGUAGAAAGGGUUUGCCACUGCCACAGGCUGUGGCCCGUAGAAAUGCCCGGGAAAGAAAUCGCGUCAAGCAGGUGAACAAUGGAUUUGCCCUGCUGCGCGACAAGAUUCCUGAAGAAGUUUCGGAGGCGUUCGAGGCCCAGGGAGCGGGCAGGGGGGCCAGCAAGAAGCUCUCCAAGGUGGAGACCCUCCGCAUGGCCGUGGAGUACAUCAGGAGUCUGGAGAAACUGCUGGGCUUCGAUUUCCCCCCACUCAGCGGCCAGGGCAAUAGUUCCGGUUCCGGCGACGAUAGCUUCAUGUUCAUCAAGGACGAGUUCGAUGGUCUGGAUGAGCAUUUCGAUGACUCCCUGAGCAACUACGAAAUGGAGGAGCAGCUGCCGCCGGCUGGUCAGCCAGCUUUGCCAGUGGAGAAUCACUUGCCCAAUCCGAAUCAGAAUGAAAAUCUGAGUCCCCUGCAAGCCAGCGAUCUCCUGCCCAGCUUGACCACCCUAAAUGGGAUGCAGUACAUCAGGAUACCGGGAACCAAUACCUAUCAACUGCUAACGGCUGAAUUAUUGGGCGAUUUGAGCCAGCAGCAGCACCAGCAACAGCAAGAGCUGGAACAACCAGGAAUAACAGCUGCCUCUGCGGGGCAGUUAUCGCGAUCAUCGCCCGUGCCACAAAAGGUGGCAAGUAGCCCCUGCUCCUCGCCAGUUUCACCUGUCGCCGCGAACGAGCUGCUCUUGCAGGCGUGUGCCGCCCAGCUGCAACAGCAACUGAUCAAACAGGAAUACGUCAGCGGUGGCAACAUCAACGGCAGCAACACCAGCAACACUUUGAGUUCCCCGCAGCAACAGCAACAGCAGCAGCAGCAGCAAGUUCCAAUCCUGGGAUCCUCGCCCAUUUUACCCGCUUUCUACGACCAGGAACCCGUGAGCUUCUACGACAACGUAGUGCUGCCCGGCUUCAAGAAGGAGUUCAGCGACAUCCUGCAGCAGGAGCAGCCCAACAACACAGCCGGCGGUUGCCUCUCCGAUGAGAGCAUGAUCGAUGCCAUCGACUGGUGGGAGGCACACACGCCCAAAUCCGAUGGCACCUCCACCAAUCUGUCCAUGUAGCCAAAUCCAAAAUCUAUCUCAAGUCUCUAGAGCUUUCGGAGUUCCUUAACAAAAGGUGAUGUCAGUAUAAAUUCAAGAUUUUAUUGCAUACUUUUGGACACCUUUCCAAAGUAAUUUCGAAUCCCUAGAGAUAUUUAAAGUUUUUUUUUUUUAACCAAGCCUUGACUGAGUCAUUGUGUAAAUAGCAAUCUUAAAAACAAAAUGAGUCUAAGAACCAGAAAGAGUAUGAAAGUCAUCUAGUGAUAUAAACCAAAUCGAAAGAACCUUCUAAGACCCAACCACAAAAUAGUUAACCUGAUAAAGAGCUAAAUGUUGAGCCAGUCGUAGUUCGUAAUCCUUUGCCCAUUUUACUGUAUUUUUUAAUUGUGCUUACUUAAGAACCCAAUUUUUUUCAUAGAUUUAAUGUACGAAUGUUGAGUUGA
This is a messenger RNA of Drosophila suzukii, 2173 nucleotides long. It is a transcript of the gene ase, whose product is annotated as asense. Lineage: Eukaryota; Metazoa; Arthropoda; Insecta; Diptera; Drosophilidae. Gene Ontology annotation, biological process: developmental process; regulation of transcription by RNA polymerase II. Gene Ontology annotation, molecular function: protein dimerization activity; RNA polymerase II transcription regulatory region sequence-specific DNA binding; DNA-binding transcription factor activity, RNA polymerase II-specific. The record is from RefSeq and is a predicted model, not a curated record.